Molecule: messenger RNA, 1082 nt
Organism: Paramecium sonneborni
Lineage: Eukaryota; Ciliophora; Oligohymenophorea; Peniculida; Parameciidae
Source: the annotation of a GenBank genome assembly
AUGUAGAACAAUAAUAAUAAAUAAGUUCGAGAAUCUUGGAAAAUGUCAUUAAUAAAUAAAUUUGGUUUAAGUGAGGUGAUUGAACAUAAUCUCAUUUUUUAACCUCCAAAACCAACUUAUCAAAUAAAAAAUUGUUUAGAGACUAAUGGCUUAGAAUUUAGUAUGUAAUUGAAUGACAAUUGGAUUAACUUAAACUAGUUUUGUAAUAUCUAAUAUAGAGUUUCCAUCUUAAAACAAAUAGAUAAUAAUGUAGUUGUAUCAUAUGUUCCUAUAAUCCAUUAUUCAUGUAAUUCAGAUAAAGUUAUUAUACUUUCACAUAGUAAUGCCAUGGAUUUAGCCUAUGCAUCAAGAUGGGGUGCUAAAAUUUGUGAAUUAUACUAAGUUGAUGUAAUUUGUUAUGAUUACUCGGGAUAUGGAAUUACUAAAAAAACUAUGAAACCAUCAGAGUAUAUUUCUUUAUUAAUAGAUUUACCAUUUCAAAUGAUCUCUCUAAUGUUGUUGCUCUAGCUUAACAUCAAUAUGAUUACAUAUUCUUAUGGGGAUACUCUAUUGGUUCUUAUCCUACUGUUUAAGUUGCCACAUAAUUUUCACUUUCUGGAAUCAUUCUAUAAGCUCCAUUAGCUUCUUUAGGAAGAAUUAUAGAUAAUCGAAAUUCAUUCUACUCAGAAUAUGAUAAGUUUUCCAAUUAAUCUAUCAUUAAUCAAAUCACUGCUCCAAUCUUGAUCUUUCAUGGAACCAAAGAUUCCAUUAUUAAAAUUAAUCAUUCUGAAUAAUUAUCUAAAUCUUGCUAAAAUUUAUUUGCUUUCAUUAGAGUAGAAGGAGCAAAUCAUAAUGAUAUUGGAUUAGCUGCAGAUACAGAAAAUUCAGAAGUUUAUAAAUAAAUUAAAGAAUUACUUAAUCAUUAAAACAUACUUCCUAUAAAGAAAGUCUUUGAAUUAUCUUUAAAAUUUGAUAACCUUAUCAUUCUUGAUCAAAUUGAAGAAUAAACAUUUUAUAAAAGUGCUCUACCUAUUUAAGAAAAAAAAGAAAUCAAAAAACAUAAUGAAAAAUAAGGUUGUUCAUUGUUUUGUACAAAAUUUUGA